AUGCAUGAACGAGCGAACAAACAGAGAGACGAAUUUUUUUCUGCUGGUAGAAGUUUUCCUCAAGACGCAAGAGUAAAACAUUAUAAAGAUAUUACGGAGCUCUAUAAACAAACGAAAGCGCUUUCGGAUGAGAAGGUAGCUAUCUUAGAUAUAUGUCAUUCAUUGUUGGUCAAGUAUAGCCAGAAAUUAAACAAGGAAAUUGUAAAUUUCAAGCUAGAACUGGAAGCUGAUAAUCCAGGAAUUACUGAGCAGAUCGAGAAAAGAAAGCGAAAAUGUAAAGAUGUUAGUGCUAAUAUUGCUAGCUCAAUGAAUGGAAAUUCAAGUCAAUUAUCUGAGACGUCAAGUUCAUUACGUGGACAGCGAGGACAGCUAGAUAGAACAAAUCGGGACUUGGGUUCUGAUUCGACUUCUCAACAGCAAAAUGCAAAUCAUUCAUUAGGUGGGGCACAAGAAGAGGAAUCAAAUAAUCGAAUACACAACUCUGGUGGUGAACGAAAUUCAGAUUUUCCUCAGCUGAAGGUAAUUGUGAAACGUUCACUCGUCAAUUCUCAUAAAAAUGGUAUUGUCAACAACUCUCAUUCAUCAUCUACAAAUCAAGCUCAACUUGUGUCAGUUCAGUCUGGUUCUUCGCAGGGGCAGUACUCGAUGCAUUCUUCGAAAAACGUUUCAAGCGCUAGCAUGAACAAUGCUGGAACAUCGGGGCAUGCUGCUCAUGGAUCACAAAUGAUGUCACUAGCUGCACAAGAAAGUCGACAUGGUCGCCCGAGGAAAUUAACGUCUAGAGCUCAAGAAAUGUUGUAUACCAUGCAGCGCCAUGAACGUCGUGCGAGGAGCCAUACUUCACACUCACCAGAGCAAGCUCAAGGAAGUGAUGAUGAAUCUGAUUCAGAUCGACGUGUUUGGUGUUUCUGCCGUGAGAAAGGAUAUGGUUCGAUGAUUGCAUGUGACAACCCAACGUGCCGUUACGAAUGGUUUCACUAUGGUUGUGUUAAUGUCACUGAAAAACCUAAAGGAAGAUGGUACUGUUCAGAAUGCGCACCAAAACAGGGAUCCGGGGAUAUAGUUGUCGCAAACAAAGCAUAA
Messenger RNA from Thelazia callipaeda (thelaziosis nematode), 1083 nucleotides. The record is from the annotation of a GenBank genome assembly. Lineage: Eukaryota; Metazoa; Nematoda; Chromadorea; Rhabditida; Thelaziidae.